UGUCAUGAACUGCCGAAAAAAGUCACUUCAGAAGGGUUUGGUCCAGCAAAGAGGGGCCCCUCUCGAUACAUUUAACCCAUUUGACAAUGUCAGUUCCAAUCAUGCUGGAUCACUUGUCUUGACGCAUCUGCUUUUAAUUGAGCUGCAUUUGUAGAAAGGAGUGGGGCCGUGAUGUUGGUUUUUUGGCUCUCCUAAUGAGAUUUAUUUAUGAAUUAGUUGUUCGGUACAGCCCCUCCUGAGCAGAGCCCAUUUUUCCUUCUUAUUCUCUUUGGAGUCAUGUCGCUCAGUGAUUGCUGAUGCAACUUUUUGUCAUCCAGAGUUUGCCCUCGCCUCCUGUGAGCCUUCAGGGAGGGCUAUAUCUAUCUUGGCACAUCCCCGGGUGUGUUGGAGGUGGGAGUGACUCAUUAAGCAGGUGUGAGCAUCCACUUCUAUACUGCUGCACGCCAAACAAGCACACAGGGAAGAGCCAUGAUGGCAAUAUUACUAACGCAUCACAAUAAAUCUUUGCACUGGAUCCUUGCCAAGACGCAAGGAUAAUGAGCUGCUGUUCCUCCAUUAUGCUCGCUCUCGUAUUCAUCAGAGGUAGACUUUCCCAACAUCCAUUACCAAUAGAACGAUUGAGAGCUCUUUAUUUGAAUCCAGAUUCAUAAAAGAGGUGAAUUAAUCCCAGUUUGUUCUCGAUUAUGUGUGAGGGUGGACCAAAGAGGACAGUCAUGAUCUGCAGCUUCAGAAGUUACCCAGAUCAGCUGUCACUUGGUGAUAGCACCAUCACUGCACUGCAGAAGCAUUUGCAAAGAAGUCAUGCACCUGCAACGUGAGGAACAAUUUGCAGGGGGGGAAGCAAAAAUUGCACCAGAAUUGAGAAAAAAUGACGCAUCGGGCAGCUCAAGAUUGGGCUUUCAUUAGUAAGAUGGAAUCCAUGUUGCUCAUAUCUAAUCUCCUCAUAUAGUCAUCUAAGAGAAAUGUUUAUUUUUGAAACACCCCGAACAUCCAAUUUUACAUAAACAGGACAUUUUUAAAUGGCACGCAGUGUUAUCACGACUUUGGUGGAGACGCGCUUGUUACGCAAAACCUCAAAAAAGAAAAAAAAGAGAGGGGUGGAAAAGCCUACUCUGGAGGAGGCUGAGCAGAAAAUACGGAAGAGGAGAGGCUUCAAUCGUUUGUUCUGUUUUGUAGAUGCGGACAAACAAAGGGGGAGUAAUGCACCUUAAAAUCGCACUAAUAGUUUCGCCUCUGGGCUGUUAGUUCGGUUACGACCAGUCAGCCGGCGGCAGGUCACAUGUUGCCGCGUCAUUGUGUAGUAAAGUUACUGUAGUUGCAAAGAGGAUCCUCAUUUCGACUCCAGAGGUCUCCCAUCCCGCGGUGCUGCUGCUGCGUUUUUACGUGCGACAACUUCAGUUUGAGACGAUUUUCAAAGGGAACGCGCAGCCAUGGGAAUGCAUUACCUCAGCUAUGCAAUUUCCACCAUCAAUAAUUUAAUUUAUUUGCUCCAAAGCUGAAGAGAUAUCCCGAAGCUUUUUACCGAGAGAGUUGCAGGGAGAGGAGAAAUACCGCUAAAGUCAAAUUUUACUCAGGGAGUUGUCCAAAACAUCCCAGAUGACUACACUAUCCUCUUGAAUGGUCUGUUUUACCGACUGGGCAGUAAAAGUUCCACCAGGUUAGAAGAGUGAUGACCAUCCUGUUCCUUACUAUGGUUAUUUCAUACUUCAGUUGCAUGAGAGCUGCGCCCCUGAGAGAUGCCCCGGGCAUGCGGGGCCAUCGGACGGAAGGCUACCUGGGCGCCGCUGCGACGGCCGUUCGAGGCCACGGGACUCUGCAGAGCGGCGGCGGGCCGGGCCAGCACGGGGAACUCCCCUCACUCACAGACACAUUUGAGCAAGUGAUAGAAGAGCUGCUGGAGGUGGAGGGAGAGGCGGCGCAGCUGGGACAGGGGGCGGAUAAGAGCCAGGCAGGUGGGGGCCCAUCGCCUGUGGUCGCCGCAGAGACCAAGGAUGUCGACCUGUACAAUUCGCGGGUGAUGAUCAGCAACCAAGUGCCUUUGGAGCCGCCGUUGCUCUUUCUCCUGGAGGAAUACAAAAACUAUCUGGAUGCCGCUAACAUGUCCAUGAGGGUGCGGCGGCACUCUGAUCCAUCGAGGCGGGGAGAGCUCAGUGUGUGUGACAGUAUUAGCCAGUGGGUGACGGCUGUGGAUAAAAAGACGGCAAUAGACAUGUCUGGGCAGACGGUUACCGUCAUGGAAAAGGUCCCUGUCCCCAAUGGCCAACUGAAGCAAUACUUUUAUGAGACCAAAUGCAACCCCAUGGGGUACACAAAGGAGGGCUGCAGAGGAAUAGACAAGCGGCAUUAUAACUCCCAAUGCAGGACAACCCAGUCCUACGUGCGAGCACUCACCAUGGAUAGCAAACGGAAGAUUGGUUGGCGGUUUAUAAGGAUAGACACUUCCUGUGUAUGCACAUUGACCAUUAAAAGAGGGAGAUAGUGUAUAAAAUGUAUAGAUUUUAUUGCAGAGUUUAAAAAAGAAUAAAGAGAAAAUAUCUAUUUGUAUAUAUACUUAACAGGGUAAAUUAUUCCGUGAAAAAUUUUAUGAACUGCAUGUAAAAAAGAUGGUUUAUACAGUAAAAGUGAUACUACAGUCUAUUUAUUGAACAUAUUCAUGACCUUGUAAACAAUUAAAAAAAAUCUGAUGAGUCUUUUUGCGCCCAGUUUAAAUUACUAUAUCACUUGACUCAAGACAUUGUGAUUUGUUUACAUUGCCAAGAAUUAGAAAAUGAAGGGAGAAGAUUAAAAAAAAAAAACAAAGGCAAAGAAUGAAGGAAUGAGAGAGGACGGUUCCAUCUUCAAAAGCUUGCAUGCUGCUUCAAU
Molecule: messenger RNA, 2862 nt
Organism: Oryzias latipes (Japanese medaka)
Lineage: Eukaryota; Metazoa; Chordata; Actinopteri; Beloniformes; Adrianichthyidae
Gene: bdnf
Product: brain-derived neurotrophic factor
Biological process (GO): positive regulation of peptidyl-serine phosphorylation; modulation of chemical synaptic transmission; nerve development
Cellular component (GO): axon; synaptic vesicle; dendrite
Molecular function (GO): nerve growth factor receptor binding; growth factor activity
Source: RefSeq, a predicted model, not a curated record